AUGAAUGCCACCAAGCGGAAAUUCAACGCCCUUAUCCAAGGGAUCGGCACGCGCUCAUCACCCCAGGCACCAGAUGGCGGCCAUGAAAACAUUACGAGGACGACCAGCCGCGAUGCCGUCCUUGAAUCGCCUUCCUUGAACCGCACCCAAGCCGAGACUACAAACUCGACAACGCCGACAAGACCGAACGAUAAGUCGCCCAUCCCAAUGUCCUCGAUAACUAGCGAUUUCCUCAGCAAACGACGGCGCGUAGCCGCUCUGGGGUCGACGACUGGGAACGAGAGCCCCCUUGGGAGUACCAACAUAUCCGAUGUGGUGCUGAAGAAAACAACAACUGCAACUCCUAGCAAGGAUGCAAAAGUCGCGCCACCCAGGUAUUGUCCCGGUGAUCGAGACCAGCUGAUUAGACGGCUGGGCACUUUUCAGGAACUCACCGAGUGGACGCCGAAGCCGGAUAAGGUCAAUGAGAUCGAAUGGGCGAAGCGAGGCUGGGUUUGUCAAGGGAAGGAGCGCGUACGGUGCACAUUAUGCAGCAAAGAAUUGGUCGUCAAGACGAGCAAGAGGAAUGUGGACGGCAAGGAGGUUCCGGUCACUGUGGGUUCCGACUUCGAACAAGCACUGGUAAAGAAGUUUGCGGAAUUGAUGGUCGAGGCGCAUGAAGACGACUGUCCAUGGAGGAGGCGUGGUUGUGAUGAUUCGCUUCUUCGUCUUGUCCUUACAAGUCCAUCGACAGCCCUUCCCUCCCUCCGACAGCGCUACGAUGAACUUUGCGCCCGUCCAGCAUUCCUCCCCUACCAAUUUAAUCUACGUCUUCCCCCGUCCUUCUCCCUCCAGGCAGUCAAAGCCCAAUUGCCACCGAAUUUCUUCACCGAGCCAACACCUUCGACUUCCUCGUCCGCGACACCAAACGAUGUGGCCCUUGCCCUAGCACUGACCGGCUGGCAAGGGCUGAAUAAUCCGCGCAUAGGCCCAGUCCCCAACUCGGCCGCCUGCGCAACGUGCCUGCGGCGCCUCGGCCUGUGGAUGUUCAAGAGCAAGGAGGUUGAUCCGGAAACAAACGAGAUCUUAGUUCCAGCUCCAAUGGACCAUCUAGACCCGGUCCGCGAACACCGUUUCUUCUGCCCCUGGCGCAAUGCAGGAGCCCAGCGCAACUCAGGAAGCCACGCGAGCGAGAAAGAAGACAAGACAGCUUGGGAAGUGUUGGCUGUCACGAUUCGGAACGCCUCCCAUUUACGUGGACAGACGGAUCGAAGCGGCACCCCGAGCAAAGGAGUGCACGGGAGGAGCAAGAGUACCAUCGUCCCCGGGAAGGGCGCAAAUGCUGUCAUGUCAUCACCGACAACACCAGGUCGGGAAGACGGACGCCUGGUGAUGCUCGGUCCGGAUAUGGUGGAAGAUGAAGAAGACGAAAACGUAAAGGAAGUUAAGGACAAGGAGAGAUGGGCGAGGCUGCGGAGAGUGAAGAGUCUCUUCAAUACCAAAAACGGGAAGAGGUUACAGCGGUCGUUGAGCCGGCCGGGCACAGCGUCUAAUAGACCUGAUACUGCCAAGUCAACCGCUACUGGGAGCGAGACAUAG
This is a messenger RNA of Pseudomassariella vexata, 1578 nucleotides long. Its product is annotated as C3HC zinc finger-like-domain-containing protein. The transcript has 2 exons. NCBI's taxonomy places the organism in Eukaryota, Fungi, Ascomycota, Sordariomycetes, Amphisphaeriales, Pseudomassariaceae. The record is from RefSeq and is a predicted model, not a curated record. Gene Ontology annotation, cellular component: nucleus. Gene Ontology annotation, molecular function: zinc ion binding. The coding region runs from base 1 to 1578 and encodes 525 amino acids.